This is a messenger RNA of Ornithodoros turicata, 1449 nucleotides long. RefSeq lists its product as uncharacterized. The record is from RefSeq and is a predicted model, not a curated record. Lineage: Eukaryota; Metazoa; Arthropoda; Arachnida; Ixodida; Argasidae. The transcript has 5 exons. The coding region runs from base 131 to 1336 and encodes 401 amino acids.
UCUCUCCUCACCGUCGCGGAAAGAAGAAGAAGAGCCAAUCACCACCAAUCACCUCCAUCACCUGAACUGGCCAAUCGCCCUUUGUGGCUAGCUGCCACUGCCCUCCUGGCUGAAGAAGACCAAGAAGAAGAUGAGUGACAUUCUGUGGCUGUUCCAGCAGAGGCUUCCACCAAAUCUCCGCCUUUUCCCGUCCUCGUCCAUGUUCGAAAUGAGCAACGACGGAACCGUUAUCAUUGACAAGCCUUCAGGACUACAGUCAAACGAGAAAGGGCAUGACAGACUUCGUGCCUCGAAGUUUCGCCUCCGGACCAGCCGUUUUUCGAAGACGAUCCUCCUGAUACUGAUCAUAGCGGCCGCACUUUAUGUGCUCCUCGGUCUCCUCCUACGAGCAGCCAACCAUGUUCCCAUCUCCCCACCGCUACCCCGGUAUCCUUCCAGACCGGUACCCUUCUAUGUCGCCGAUAAUGAUACCGGCUGCAGUUCGUACGUAGUACCCAACGUCAUUCACUUCGUGCGGUUCGGACAACCGAACGUCUCUUUCAUGGACGCCGUGAGCAUGCGGUCUGCGUACAUAAACCACGCACCGGACAAAAUUGUGGUGCACUGCGACGAGUGCCAGUUAGGCGGACCGCUUGCCUACUUGAUCCGGGAUAUACCAAACUUGACAAUCAAGGAACAGCACCCGGCAAAGACCAUUUUCGGACGUGAAGUGGGCUGUAUUUACCACGCCUCGGACAUCGCUCGCUUGCAGAUUCUGCUGGAGUACGGGGGCAUCUUCAUCGACAACGACUGCGUAGUCAUUAAUCCUCUGCACCCACUGCGACACUAUGAGAUGGCACUGGGCUGGUCAAAGGGAAUGUACAUGGCAAGCAUGGUGUUAUUAGCUGCACCCGGUGCCCGAUUCAUUAGGCUCCACCUGGAACUUUACCGCGAGUACAACAGCAGCUUGUGGUAUUACAACGUCGGAGACCUGCCCACCAUGCGUCUGCUGUGGCCGCAUCCCCAUCUUAUUCACGCCGUCCCUGUCCUCCUCGGGACCGACUUGAACAUGCUCGACAAGCUGUACGUCCCUGGUCAUCAUCCCGAUUGGAGGAGCUAUUUUGCAGUUCACACGCUCAUCCGCCACCGCUGUGUCGAGGAAGAUCCCUUGUAUGGUCACGAUAUUGACUUGCAGAAUGUGAGAACGUACAACACGUCACUGGGAGAAAUGAUUCGUGAGGUUCUAUUUGGUACGUCCGCGUUUGUGAGCAACGACACCGAAGUCAGACCCGUCGCCGAUCUCUACGCCGCAAGGCGACGUCGAAGAGUCGAAACCGUGGCCAACAAAACUGAGUAACGACGGUCGAAUCAGUUGUCGUUUGUUCGAUAAUGUAUAUACAUUCUAUAUGGUUGUAACUAUGAAGCAGUAAAAAAAAAGUAGGUGUGCAGGAAAGUAAAACAUUCGUAAUU